Messenger RNA from Drosophila guanche, 899 nucleotides. RefSeq names its product heat shock protein 23. The record is from RefSeq and is a predicted model, not a curated record. Gene Ontology annotation, molecular function: protein folding chaperone. Lineage: Eukaryota; Metazoa; Arthropoda; Insecta; Diptera; Drosophilidae. Gene Ontology annotation, biological process: protein refolding; response to heat. The transcript has a single exon. Bases 67 to 723 code for a protein of 218 amino acids.
AGAAAUUCAGUUAACAACUAAGACGCGCUCGAACAGGGCAGAGUUAUUCCAGCAAAAACCUAAGCCAUGCCCAUACACUGGGACUGGGACUGGGAGCACGAGCACGAGCAUGGCGGCGCCCAUUAUCACUGGCCACCCCGUCGACACUGGACGGGAUCGGCAGAGCCCAAGUGCCGUCAACGCCGCUACUAUCUGUCACACGAGCUAGACGUGUGCGCCAGAGACUUCCACUUGCGAGUGGACGACAGCGCCUGGUGUCACGGCUCCUGUCUGGUGGGACGCGUGGUUAUCGAGACGGGCACAGAGCCCGACUCCUUGGGUCGUGGCACCUUCAAGGUGGUCCUAGACGUUCAUCACUUCCACAUCUCCGAGCUCACAGUCAAGGCGAGGAACAGUGACACAAUUUGUGUGGAGGGUCAGCGGUCAGACGAUCGCGCGGACAAAGCCCAGCUGUGCAUUACCCGAGAAUUCUCUCGCACCUACAAGCUCCCCAGGCACUACGAUGGGACCCAAGCACGUGCGACUUUCUCCGCUGACGGCAUACUCAUGAUUACGGUGCCAGCACCACCAAAACUGGACGAUGUCGAGCGGGUGGUGGACAUUGAGCCCACUGGCAACUACUUUGGCAGCAUUGCGGAUCCCAGUGCAGCCAAGGCCAUAGAGCAGUCCACAGCAAGCGAAGGAGCCGAGGAGAAUGCUGCUGGCUCAGCGACGGACAAGUGAAGGAAACCAUUGGGCAGAAGGGUUCAUCCCUACACAGAGCACACGCACAAUAGGAUUGAAUUCUAGUUCUAGUUAGCACGUAGAAAGAGAAGAGAAAAUGUCUUCAGUACAGUAAGAAUCUACACUUCCGCUUGUGAUUUUGUUUGUCUGCCAAUAAAGGACUUUAUCAGCACGAA